GCAGCGGACACAGCGCGUGUCACUUUCCGGAAAGUGACGCACGAGGCUCUGAGAACAUUUUCCCCGGCUCGUGCUCUUUGUCCAUCAGCUCUGAAGAAACAGAAACACCAUGGCGACUGUGGUCGACACCAAACUAUACGACAUCCUGGGAGUGUCUCCAUCUGCCACGGAGAAUGAACUGAAGAAGGCAUACCGAAAACUGGCUAAAGAAUACCACCCUGACAAGAACCCAAAUGCUGGUGACAAGUUCAAAGAAAUAAGUUUUGCCUACGAGGUUCUGACCAACCCUGAAAAAAAGGAAUUGUACGACCGCUAUGGAGAACAGGGAUUGCGGGAAGGAGGUGGGGGUGGACCGGGGAUGGAUGAUAUCUUCCACAUCUUUGGCGGUGGACUCUUUGGAUUCAUGGGCGGCCAGGGGAGUCGCGCCAGGAAUGGAGGUCGACGGAGAGGAGAGGACAUGGUCCAUCCACUCAAGGUGUCAUUGGAGGACCUUUACAAUGGGAAAACAACUAAACUUCAACUUAGCAAGAAUGUACUGUGUAGCACUUGUAAUGGGCAAGGAGGCAAGACAGGCGCCGCAGAAUGUACAACAUGUAGGGGGCGUGGCAUGCGCAUCAUGAUCAGACAGCUGGCCCCAGGCAUGGUCCAACAGAUGCAGUCUGUGUGCACUGAUUGUAAUGGAGAAGGGGAAGUCAUCAGUGAGAAAGACCGUUGUAAAUGUGAGGGUAAGAAAGUGGUGAAGGAGGUGAAGAUUCUCGAGGUCCAUGUGGACAAGGGCAUGAAGCACGGACAGAAAAUUACCUUUGGAGGGGAGGCAGACCAGGCACCCGGUGUGGAACCUGGAGAUAUAGUCCUUGUCCUGCAGGAAAAAGACAACGAGACAUACAGGCGAGAAGGAAAUGACCUAUUCAUGACUCAUAAAUCGGGCUGGUGGAGGCGCUGUGGCGGCUUCCAGUUUAUGCUGAAACACUUAGACGGGAGACAGAUCGUGGUGAAGUACCCUGCUGGCAAAGUCAUUGAACCAGCCUCAGUUCGGGUGGUUCGAGGAGAGGGCAUGCCCCAGUACCGAAACCCUUUUGAGAAGGGAGAUCUGUAUGUCAAGUUUGAUGUCCAGUUCCCUGAAAACAACUGGAUCAGCCCUGAGAAACUUGUGGAGCUGGAGGACAUGCUGCCCUCACGAUCAGAGCCGCCCAUCAUCACUGGAGACACAGAAGAGGUGGACCUGCAAGAUUACGACGUCAGCCAGAGCUCAUCGUCAGGGGGCCGCAGGGAGGCCUACAAUGACAGCUCUGACGAAGAGGGCGGCCACCACGGGCCGGGGGUGCAGUGCGCCCACCAGUAGUCUCAUAAUCUCCCAUACACAUGUGACCCACGUUGUACUUGGGGAGAAAAUGUUCGAGUUGCAGAGUAAACAAGGAGGUAGGUGAGACUGAAGAGGCUCAUUAGUUCCUCAGACACAAAUCAAAUAAAGGUUCUAAUUAUCACAGCACCUGAAAUUAGUAAUAUUAUUGACAUGUGUGAUGUGAUUAUUUUGAUCUUUGUCCGAGGAACUCACACUGGGGCAGCCAAAGACUUAUCAUUACUGCUCCUGGAACACAUUUAGACACUUUAAACAGCAACUUCAGGUAGAAGUCAUAUUAUUUAAGAUGUAUAAAAAGCAUGGUUGCCCCAGUGAAAGCCAUGUUAGGACUGAUCUGGUGUUCAAAGUGAACCCCUCGCCCCUCUUUCCUCUGUCACCCCCCCGCUUAAGUCCACCCCCACUCAUGGGAACUCCAGAUCAAUCAGAGAAAGGAAUGUUUCUUGUUUGCUGAGUGUGACUUGCGUUUUGUUUUCAUAGUAUUUACAAUAAUUUAAAAAACUAACCAAUGUGCAUACACAGACAAAGCAGCUGAGCAAUGUGAUGUGCAGAUCCUCUGACUUGUGUAUUCAUGGAAUCAUCCACUCAGCACCAUUCGUAGGAUUUGCUUUGAUUUUUACAGCUUUAUUUUCUUUGUAGGUUUUUACUUGUUUUUCCCUUUCUUUAUAUUUAAUGCAGAUUGAACAUUGGUUAUGGUGUAUAUCAUUGAACUGGAUGUUGGUAAGCUUCAUCAGCUGCUGUAUUCAAAAGCUCUGUGAUUUUUAAAAAAGAAAAACGAAGUGAAAUGACAUAUAGCCUGUAUCUGUGCUGAGACCAUGUGCAUGUAAAAAGCUUUGGUUCCCUGCACUUAUCUAACAUCAAACAAAGCAGCACACUUCUGAAGAAAUGUCUAUGAAGUUGUUGAAUAAAUUGUUGAAAUAUCAUGAA
Molecule: messenger RNA, 2284 nt
Organism: Notolabrus celidotus (New Zealand spotty)
Lineage: Eukaryota; Metazoa; Chordata; Actinopteri; Labriformes; Labridae
Gene: dnaja2a
Product: DnaJ heat shock protein family (Hsp40) member A2a
Biological process (GO): protein refolding; response to heat
Cellular component (GO): cytosol; cytoplasm
Molecular function (GO): ATP binding; Hsp70 protein binding
Source: RefSeq, a predicted model, not a curated record